AUGGGGGACCGCUCUACGGACGCAAUAGAUAUUCACUCCGACGACGAGCGGAAACCUUCACUAUCCGCCUUGGAUGCGGACGAGCAGGCCUCUCGUCGGACAAUUAAGAUCAACCCUAUACCGGAAUUCGGUCCAAAGCAACCGAUGCCCGACCACCUCGUUGAUGUCCUUGAAGAAUGGCACAAGGAGAAUGGUCGUAAGCCCCCGCGGUGCGCAUAUGCAAACAACAAAGGAACGUACAAGUGGAAGGUCUUUGACCGGGAGGGCAAGGAGUUGGAACUUUCAAAAUUCGAGAUCCUCUCUCCGUGCGCGUACUCGGUCCUCGUGCUGCAUUCGCCUGACUUCCCGCAGAAGCUGGUCAGAAGCCGCUGGCCGCACUGGACGAAGCACGGAAGUUUCCUGAUCGCAUGGCAGGGUGUGACCAAAGGGUUCGACGCCAAAUGCUGCGCCAUUCGUGUUUUCGCUCCGAAACUGGAGGAGAUCGCCUACUCUCAGGAUGUCUGGAAGGUCACAAUCCCCGAUCUGGACCCAGAGGGUGAGGGUAUCAAGAAGAGGCCCCUGUCAGUAGCCACGGCUCCAUCUCAGCCGCGCGUACGGAACCGGGGACAAGAGCGGGAACGAGAAAAGGAGGCGGAAAAGAGGAAGUGCGUGAGCCGCCCCAAGCGCGAGGUACUGACCAGCAACCCGAACUCUGGGGAUGCUUCAGAGUCAUCUGAUGAAACAGACUCAUCGGCAGAAGAAUCCUCCGACGCUUCAUCAUCGUCCGAAGAGGAGGAAGAGGAAAUCGUCCCUGCACCAAUUGCCAAGAGGCGCAGGCUCCAACAACAAACAUCUAGUACCCUAGUGAGGACUCGCAAGGCGACCAACCCGGCCAAGGUGACUUUCAAGCUUGUCUCUUACAGGUCGGGCGCUAUUCGCGCCUUUCCCCUAGACGAAUGCAAGACCGGGAGAGAUCUCUUCGACAAGGCACGGACAUUUUUCCGACUAUUCGACAGAAAUGUCGACGUCAAGAUUCUUUCGUGCCAGAUAUCGUCUGAGCGUGCGCAACAUUUUCUUUUCGGCAGCGAGGGCGAAUUUGAGCUUCUCAUUAAACAGGCCAAGGACAGCAAGAGCUCAGAAGAUGGGACAGUUACCAUUGAACAUGAAUUCAGCGUCUGCUCGAUGCCUCCUCCACCCGGCUCACCUCCCCCUAUCCCUCCGCCCGUCCCCGUUGAGACUCACCCCAACCGAACAAGCAGCUUGAAGCCUCCACCGGAGCACCGGGCGCUCCCAGACCCCACACGGCUCGCUCCAGAAGACGCCUAUUUCUCCUCUGCUCAUCUAAGAGGUCGGACUGCGAAUGCAAACUAUGAUGACUCACUCCGAGCGCUGAAUGGCAACGCUGCUGCUUUGCGACCGCAGCCCGCGUUCCCGGGCGCGGACAGUCUGAAAGAGCGCAAAGUGAGGGGGCCGAGCAGACGGAGAAGACGAAAAGGGGCAUGGAAGAAAUUACUCUGGGUGAAGCAGUCAUAUCCGGACAACUAUACCGACACCGAAACCUUUCUCGACCAUCUCCAGCGCAACCCGCGCGUGCGGCCCUACGACUUCUGGCCUCUAGUGGCUGACUCGACAGUGAUUGUUCAGCAUGUCUCCUCGGUGGCGAUCUUCGUGUGCUGUUUUGUUGGGAUUGUCCAGGAGAGAGUGAGCCCUGUGUCUGUCGUUUGCUGGGGCAGUGUUGGAACGGCCAUGGGAUGGAUUCUUUGGGACUCUUGGGUUUGGAGAGAGCAUCAUACCGAACAGGCUCAGAAUGCGGAGCGUAUCCCAGACGGGGACGAUGGUUCUAGUUCGAGCUCGGCUGCGAGCUCCGUCAACCCGUCGUCGGGGGCUGCGUCGCGACUGGUUGGUCCGAAGGAUGGUCAGAACGAGGUUCACGGGCUGGGACUCACCAUGUCGAGCGGUGAACCUGGCGAAUUGCUGCGGCGACGUAGCACAGGAUUCGGUGGUGAGGCUUAUGGCCCGUCUGAUCCUGGCUCGCCUGGUCAUCAGGCCAAUGGUGGCCUCAGCAAUACGCAUUUAUACCAUGGCUCCCAGGAGACCGACGAGACUUUAUUACUCUCGUCAAGGAACCGCCAACGGCUCUCGACUGUGAAGUCGGCGUUCCUGAUCUACUUUUCGCUGCUGGGGCUCAGCCCGAUCCUGAAGUCUCUUACCAAGUCUACCGCUAGCGACUCCAUUUGGGCGAUGAGUUGCUGGCUGUUGUUCAUGAACAUAUUCUCCUUUGACUAUGGAAGCGGGGAAGGCGCGGGCGCCACUAAAUUCCCGGCUUCGCUGUCCACUAAUGCGGCUGUGAUGGCAUCGACCGUCCUCGCGUCUCGUCUGCCGUCUACAACCCAUGUCUUCAGUCUGAUGUUGUUCUCGAUUGAAGUCUUCGGACUGUUCCCGAUCUUCCGCCGGCAACUACGGCACACCUCGUGGACGGGACAUGUCCUCCUGACGCUGGCGCUGGUCAUUGUCGCCGGGGGUGCCGUCGGAAUGACCCUGCGCGGAGGAUGGACCGCCGCGGUGGUCGGGUCGUUCUUGGGAAGUAUUAUGACGGCUUUUGCCAUGGGGGGAUGUAGCUGGUGGCUCAUCAGUCUUCAGAAGUACAAGAACGUGGUGACAGGGCCAUGGGACCCAGCGCGGCCGAUUAUCCGGCGGCAGUGGGAUUAG
This is a messenger RNA of Aspergillus viridinutans, 2688 nucleotides long. It is a transcript of the gene pigc, whose product is annotated as phosphatidylinositol N-acetylglucosaminyltransferase. The record is from RefSeq and is a predicted model, not a curated record. Lineage: Eukaryota; Fungi; Ascomycota; Eurotiomycetes; Eurotiales; Aspergillaceae. The transcript is spliced from 4 exons. The coding region runs from base 1 to 2688 and encodes 895 amino acids. Gene Ontology annotation, biological process: GPI anchor biosynthetic process. Gene Ontology annotation, cellular component: glycosylphosphatidylinositol-N-acetylglucosaminyltransferase (GPI-GnT) complex; membrane.